Zerene cesonia (dogface butterfly) is the source of this 2352-nucleotide messenger RNA. It is a transcript of the gene DCTN4-p62, whose product is annotated as dynactin subunit 4. Gene Ontology annotation, cellular component: dynactin complex. Bases 95 to 1546 code for a protein of 483 amino acids. The record is from RefSeq and is a predicted model, not a curated record. Lineage: Eukaryota; Metazoa; Arthropoda; Insecta; Lepidoptera; Pieridae. The transcript has 8 exons.
UUGUUGUGUUGAAUCACCUGUCAAAUUCCGAUUGUGUUUUAGAAUUGAAUUGAUUUUCCCAACAAAAUUUCUCCCUCAAUAUAUCUCUCUAAAUAUGGCAUAUUUAAUCCAACCUGAUUAUGUAAAAUAUGUCUGUACGUGUGGUCAGUUAAAACCAAUAACGAAUUUAUAUUUUUGUCGACAUUGCUUGAAAAUAAGAUGCGGUUUUUGUAUCUGUCAUGAGGUUGAUUCCCACUAUUGUGCCAACUGCCUUGAGAACAUGCCAUCAUCGGAAGCUCGGUUGAAAAAGAACCGAUGUAGCAGCUGUUUCGACUGUCCCAGCUGUUUCCACACAUUGUCCACUAGGGCGACAAUAGCCCAACCCCGUCAGGACCCUUCUGGUGGUGAUGCAAAGGUAGAGAAUAAACAACCAAAGAAGAUGUACUACUUAUCAUGUUUCAAUUGCCGUUGGACUUCACGGGAUGUUGGAAUUCCAGAUCAACCUGUAGCUUCCGGUGGGUGGCCAGAAAGAACAAACCCCUUCGCUCAUCGCUUUGGCCAACUUCUCGAGUAUUAUAAAGCAAUCGCCCAGCAGGAGAAGCAGGAGAAACUUGAUAAAGAACGAAAGAAGUUUGCUAUUCGUGGCAAAUAUAUAACUCUUACGGAUAAAACUGGUCUUACGGGUGCUAUGGCGCGUAACAUUGCUGGCUUACCAUCCAGUGAGAGCUCUUCUUCAGCCAUCGCUAACUUCACCCCGAGUCAAGCUACUGAGGAAUUGGAGGAACUUCCAGAAGAUUAUCACACAAGGGAGGUCAACUUGAAGCAGAUAACGACAAUGCCGCAGCGUCUGGCCGCGCCGGAGUGGCAAGCGCAGCUCGUGUCGCGCCUGCAGCCGCUCGCUCGGCCGCUGAGCGUGAAGCGCAGCCAGCGCUGCCGCCGCUGCGACCACAACCUCACCAAGCCCGAGUACAACCCCGGCUCCAUCAAGUUCAAGAUCGAGCUGUUGGCUUACUACCAUGUACCAGAAGUCAAGAUAAUAUCCUACGAAACAAUUAAGCCUGGUGGUACCUCAGCCUUACUAUUGAAGCUGACAAACCCCACUGCUCACGAGAUGCAAGUCCGCUUGAUACAAACUGAUGAGAUACCGGAGGUGCAGGAGGAGGAACCGAAGAGCAUCGAGAAGAGUCUGGAGAAGUCUCUGAGUUUGGAGAAGGACACAUCGUGGCGCCAAGUUGUAGAACGUAAGCCUGUGUUGCCAGCGCUCAUAAAGGUGAACAACCCUGAGCAGACGCUAACGCUGGCGCAGAGAGAUGAUGCAGCCGAAUACGAUGAUGAUGCCCAUCAUGAUACUAAUGACGUAAUCCUCUGGCGAAAAUCGAACAAACUCGCCCUCCGCUUGCAACUUGAAACGGACGAAAACGCCAAAGUCGGCGAACCGGCUCAAGCAGUUAUCGCUCUCGAAUAUUCUUACCGGAACACUGUCCCUCCUUCUGCUACGUCCACACAGCACCGCGAUCACACUCUCUAUACAACAGUGUUAAUCGAUCUUGGCCUUGUUUCUGAAUAAAUGAUCUCGAACAUUCGUUUUUCAUUUAGAUAUAAAAGCAUAGAAGAAUUUCACCUUUUUUUUAUAGGUCAUUUUUAUCAUGUGGAAUUCUUGUGCUCUAUUUUACUCUGUUGGAUGCAUUUUAAUGAAUUUAUUUUUAUUGUGAUUACCAGCUUGACGCUUUUUAUAGUCUGUGGUUACAUAUAAAAACGCGGGAACUUAUAACGUAAAAUUAAGACUGGAAAUUGUGCUUUUCGCUUGUGGUUUUUUAUUUUUGUUUAAAUUGGUGUACUAUUUUAUUUUAUUCUCAUAGAAUGCGUUUAGGUAAAUUAAGAAAAAUGUACAUAUUUACUUAUAUGAAAUAACGUAUACCUAAUAUGUAACUCAUUCUAUGAAAAUUAUUUAUAUACUAAUAAAAUCAAGCAUUUUGAUCGCACGAAUAAGUGAUCAGAGAUCUGUUUAUUACGGGAAAAUUAAAUCACACCGUAUUGAAUCAUUCACAACAUUUUUCUUGAAAAAAUGUAUUUAACACUCGAGUACGAAUUUAUUAGUUGCGUUUAGCGCACGUUUAUAAAUUACUUUUAGGAAUUUAUUUUACUCAAUGUUUGCUUGAUAUCUCACAAAUACCAGAAUAAGUGGUUUUUCUGGACCUAAUUUAAUGAGAGCGAGCUAAAACCAGUUUCUAUUGUAACCUUGGCAUACUAUACAUUGUAGAAUAGAGUUCUGUCACAGAAUCGUAACAUAUUAUAGGCAAAGAAUUACUUAUAUGAUAUUCGAUACUAUACUACAAAUAAUAUAUCUUAUAUCGUUAAUGUACGAAUACUCGA